Molecule: messenger RNA, 1553 nt
Organism: Rosa rugosa (rugosa rose)
Lineage: Eukaryota; Viridiplantae; Streptophyta; Magnoliopsida; Rosales; Rosaceae
Product: DCD domain-containing protein NRP-B
Exons: 5
Coding region: 109-1290 (393 amino acids)
Biological process (GO): response to endoplasmic reticulum stress
Source: RefSeq, a predicted model, not a curated record
UUUCAUCAAAAUCCAUCUUUUCUCUCACCCACUUCACCUCUCUCUCUCUCUUUCUUCACUUUCAAUACAUACUCUGGGUUUCUGGAUCAAGAUUUGAUAGCUUGUUCAAUGGAGAACAACAACAACCAAUCCUUCUGGCAAUUCAGCGACCAGCUUCGUGUCCAGACAUCCAAUCUCGCCAACCUUUCCGUCAACGACUCGAUCUGGAGCAGCUCAUACGGCAGCAAGAGGCCUGAUGCGAGGAGGAACUUCGACAUCAAGGUCGGCGGUGAGGUGAAUUCUUUGAUUAAUUUGACCCCAAAAGGGUCUGAUUUCAAUGAAGGAUUGGACUACAAGCAGAAAGGGUCCGACCCGAAUGAGGGCUGGAACAGCUUCAAGCCCAAGGCUUCUGAAUUCAGCGACAGGUUUAACAAAGCUUCAGACUUCAAUUCUUUCAACCCAAAAGCUUCAGACUUCAAUUCUUUCAACCCAAAAGUUUCAGACUUUAAUGGGUUUAACCAGAAAGUCCCGGACUUCCAUGGGUUUAAUCAGAAGGUCCCGGACUUCAGUGGGUUCAACCAGAAGGUUCCGGAUUUUAACGGGUUUAAUCAAGGGUGGAAACUCGGGUCUUCUGCUAAUGGUGGCAUCAAUGGAGGCUUCAACAAGGGGAUUUACUCCAAGCCUGCAAUUCACAACAAUAACAUUAACCUGAACCUGAAGCCGUACAAGAACCAGGGUGAGGAGUUCGAUCUUGGAGUUAAAGCUGGGAAGAAGAACAACAAUAGCAACAAGAAGAAAAAUGGUGAUGACAAUAACAAGGACGUCAAGGGUGACAAGAAAUUCAAGACACUUCCACCGUCUGAGUCUCUCCCCAGAAAUGAAACCAUUGGUGGUUACAUCUUCGUCUGCAACAAUGAUACCAUGCAAGAGAAUCUCAAGAGGCAGCUUUUUGGUUUGCCUCCACGUUACCGUGACUCAGUUCGGGCCAUUACUCCAGGGUUGCCCCUUUUCCUUUACAACUACUCCACUCACCAACUCCAUGGAAUUUUUGAGGCUGCAAGCUUUGGAGGAACCAACUUUGAUCCAUCUGCUUGGGAAGACAAGAAAUGCCCUGGUGAAUCGCGCUUCCCUGCUCAGGUGAAAGUUCUAACUAGGAAAGUCUGUGAACCACUGGAAGAGGAUUCCUUCAGGCCAAUUCUUCAUCACUACGAUGGCCCUAAAUUCCGUCUUGAACUCAGCGUGCCAGAGGCCCUCUCUCUGUUGGAUAUAUUUGCAGACCAGGAUGAUAUAUUUGUGACUGAAACCCCUUGAACAAGAACACAUUAUAGGGGGCGUACAGAAGAUACAGAUACAAAUUAGUGAAGAAAGAGUGAAAACAGAGUAGUGAGCUGUAGUAUGUUUGCCGUGACCAAUAUGUUGAGCCAAGAAUCAUGAGGAUGAUGAAUCAAAGUACACAAUGUAUUAUAUUAUCAUAUGUAUAAGCAACUUGAGCAAGUUCUAAGUCAUGAGAAGCAAAUAUUUGUUUAUGAGGUGUAAUAACAAUAUCUAUCCACCCAAUACUUCUAUUUACUCUA